Vicia villosa (hairy vetch) is the source of this 627-nucleotide messenger RNA. RefSeq names its product flowering-promoting factor 1-like protein 1. Bases 120 to 458 code for a protein of 112 amino acids. Lineage: Eukaryota; Viridiplantae; Streptophyta; Magnoliopsida; Fabales; Fabaceae. The transcript has a single exon. The record is from RefSeq and is a predicted model, not a curated record. Gene Ontology annotation, biological process: regulation of flower development.
CAUUCACCCAUCUCCAACUAUCAUAGCACACUCAUCUCAACACAACCACCUCACAAAACCUUAAAACACAAACUUUGUUCUUGUUUCUUCUUUCUUGUUUCUCUUGUACUAGUCCAAGAAUGUCAGGGGUUUGGGUGUUCAAGAACGGCGUGGUGCGUCUAGUGGAUGGCGCGGAGGCGAUGGAGGGUGGACGUCAAGGGUCAGGCGGACGGCGUAAGGUGUUGGUUCACAUUGCGAGCAAUGAGAUUAUCACCUCAUACGCCGUCCUAGAGCGAAAGCUUAGCUCUUUGGGAUGGGAGCGUUACUAUGAUGACCCUGACUUGCUUCAGUUCCACAAACGCUCCACAGUUCAUCUUAUCUCUCUCCCUUUGGAUUUCAAUAGGUUCAAGUCCAUGCACAUGUAUGACAUCGUUGUCAAGAACAAGAACUCCUUUGAAGUUAGGGACAUGAUGAUGUAGUAAACACAUAUUAACAACUAUUCUUGUGCAUGGCCUUGUAAUUUGGAUUCUUGGUUUUGCUUCUAAGUCAUGUAUGUGUGAUGAUGGUUUGAUUUUUCAUUAGUGUGACUUAACAUGUCUACAUGAUUUGUUACUCACAUUAAUCUGUUUACUUUAUUCAUAGGUUUAA